This is a messenger RNA of Exaiptasia diaphana, 1594 nucleotides long. Its product is annotated as BTB/POZ domain-containing protein 2. The transcript has a single exon. Gene Ontology annotation, biological process: neurogenesis. Gene Ontology annotation, cellular component: cytosol. The record is from RefSeq and is a predicted model, not a curated record. Bases 38 to 1411 code for a protein of 457 amino acids. NCBI's taxonomy places the organism in Eukaryota, Metazoa, Cnidaria, Anthozoa, Actiniaria, Aiptasiidae. Gene Ontology annotation, molecular function: protein binding.
CGGGAAAUUUUAUGUUCAAGUGUUAAUAGUUCUGAUUAUGGCGSAUUCCAACUGGCAAAUUGGUCUUUCUACCAUCAGAGAACGUGCUAAAUAUGCUUUCAAUAAUUCUUUGUUCUGUGAUGUCGAGUUCUUGGUUGYUGACAGCGAUGGAGACAAAGUCACCAUGUCAGCCAACAAGUUUAUCCUGGCUGUGACUAGUCCUGUGUUUGGCGCCAUGUUUUAUGGACAACUAUCUGAAUCCAAAUCACCCAUCGAACUACCAGAUUGCACCAAGGAAGGGUUUCAAGAACUUCUUCGCUUUGCUUACUCCGAAGAAGUGAACUUAUCUGGUGUAAAUCUAAUGGAAGUCAUGUAUCUCGCUGAUAAAUAUAUGAUUCCUUCUUUGGCUGAUAAAUGUAGAGGAUAUUUCAAGAAAAAGGUCCGGCCACAAAACGURUUUCUUCUGUUACCAGAGGUCUCAAAACUGAACAACAAGGCAUACGAAGAAUUGUGUUGGGACGUAAUUGACAGAGAAACCAAACAAGCUGUCCUUUCGCCAUCAUUCCUUGACAUCUCCCAUSAAUUACUUUGUCAAGUUUUGAGUCGAGACAGUCUGAGAGUUAAAGAGGUAGUGUUGUUUGAAGCUGUUGAUGGGUUUGCAUCAAAGAGGAUAAGAGAGAACRAAYUGGAGAGCAACUGUGAAACUAAGCGAGCAGUUCUUGGUGAARAGGCCAUAAAACUGAUAAGAUUUCUUUUGAUGUCCCAGAAAGAGUUUGCCGAAGCUGUUUUGCCUACAGAAAUCCUGAAAAUGAGUGAAGUUACAGAAAUAAUUCAGACUUUCAGUAAGUUACCAGUACUAACAAUGAAUUUUUCAAGGAGAAARCGACAAGCUAAAGAUAGACUGAUAAUACCAGCCAAUCGGUUUGACACCAACUUGGAAGAGACUGUAAAAAAUAAAGGAUAUCAGACUGCUCUUUUCUUUACAGUUAACAAGCCAGUUAACCUUAAUGGUYUUAGGAUGUUUGGUAGUGUUGGCUGUACCUAUAAUGUUAAUGUUAGUGUUCUAUCACACAAUGGUGGUCCCAAAGUGAACCGAAAAAAUGAAAUGCACCGAGAAAACAUGAUGAUGGAAGUUGAAGAGGGAAAAAUUGACGAUCAUUUCCACGGAUUUACUGCUUCCUUSUCCCAGCCAAUCACCUUGUUUCCUGAUCAAUGUUAUGUCAUUUUCAUUUCUGUACAAGAUCCUGGAAAACAACCUACACUGUUAACAUUUGGUUGCAAUGCAAGGCCUGUUGUUUAUUGUGAAGAUUUAGAAGUUUCCUUUGAAAAUGCACUGUGUAAGACAACUCUAUUGUCACAGGAAUCAUAUACCAGUAUACCAAAAAUUGAAGGUGGCCAGAUCCAGUCAUUUAUAUUUACAAAGGUAAAUUGAAUAUUUACUAUUUUGAUAACAUGAUUUUGUUCAUGCGAAAAAAACCUGUCAAGAGAUUGGUAAUGAUUGCAAGUUAGAAAAUUUGCUAUACUUUUUUAAUUGUAGCUAUUUUGAAUAAAGCUUUUGUUCAGUAUGAUAAAAAAAAUUUCACCUUUUGAGUGUGGAAUGCAGUACUACUGAUUA